UGCAAUUAUUGGAAAAUGCGCAGCUAUAGGACCCAAAGCUCCGCCACCAAAGGGUGCAGACACUUUAUCGCAUUGAGAACCUCUUCGUGUUUCCGGGAACAAUAAACAAAAAUUCAAAGAAAUGCACAGUUCUCUUGAACUGAGAUACAGAGAUUGUCAACUAAAUAUGGAUGGCAUUGUUUAUGGGCGUGUCGAUGGGUACGCACCGAGAAUCACCCAGUGGACCGUGACUGCUGAAAUAUAGAUGACUCGACAACCGACCAGUUGAUUGGUCGAUUAAAAUUUUUAUCCAAUUUCUUCAGGUAGAGUAUAAAUAGGGGGAGAUAUAGUAAUAGUUAACUGCAUUUCCAUUCCCCAGCUGUCUUAUUUUGUACAAUUCCAUCGCAGUGUGGUCCCCAUAACCAGCGUACUAAGUUAAAUAUCGACAAAACUACAGGGGAUGUCGAAAUGAAAUUAAAACCCCAUGUGUAACUCAAGAAAAGGGCCACUGAAACAAUUCAGCUGGAAAACUAUUUUACGAUAGAAAUUAAUAAUUUAGAGAACUUAACGAAGAAGAGAUAUUGACGCUAUACAAAUAUGAUGCAGGAACUGGUCAGGAUGGAUUCGUUCAUGUUACCGUCGUCUGUGAUGCGUGCUGCUAUCGACACAGACUCCGCGCAGAAGACAGGGAUGCCGUGUGCCUUGACUUUCUCUAUCCAGGAUUUAAACAGCAGUCUCCCAACAGAUACCAUGGAUACGGACGGUUUUGGAACCCCCUCUUCUUAUAUCCCCAGUGAUAGCGACACGCCCCUCUCCACACCCGACACCCCUCUCACACCACGUCACGGACUGGUGCGACCAAACCAUUUCUUAUUCCCCGGUGAUUCCGGAUUCCACGCUAGUCAUAUCUACUCUCUAAACAGCGAAAAAGUGUCAUUGAAAAGUUCUACCAAAACUAAAAAGCGAACUUCAGUUGCUCCAAGUAAAGACGUGCUGAAGCGCAGACGACUAGCGGCAAACGCCAGAGAAAGACGGCGGAUGGAGAGUCUGAAUGUAGCGUUCGAUCGUCUGCGAGAGGUGAUUCCGUCGGCGGGAGAAGACCAGAAACUAUCCAAGUACGAAACACUGCAGAUGGCGCAGAGUUACAUAGGGGCACUGCAGGAGCUGCUGGAGAAAAAGUGAAAAAUUAACAGAAAAUUAGAUCAAAAAAAGAGACAAGGUCUAAUUAACUUACUGUACAGAUUUGUACAAAGUGAUAAAAGAGGACCGAGAUGGAACCGCUUUAAAAGGCCGCUCAGAAAUGUGUUCCUAAAUGUACAUCACGGGUGACACGGUGGAAUAACAGAGAAACGAUAGAUUUAAAUGUGCCUCUAUCUCCCCAAUCAGACCCGUGUAUAAUGGGGUGCCCCCGUCACAAUAGACGACUUCCGCUAAAAAGAACAAAAUAUUGUGAUUAUGUAACAAGAAACUGGAUAGUAUCGUCUCAUCAAGUUCGCCACUAUUGAAGAGACACAAAAGACACGUCAUAAAAAUACAAAAUUUAUUCCGAUUUCUCUGAAAUUGUUAUAAUUCUGUUUAUUCGUACGGACCAUUUCUGGAAGACACCAUGCACUGCCUGAUUGUACAGACUGCUUUUACGUGAAAUGCUAUAUGUAACCCAAAACAAUACACUGUGCCUUACACGCUCUUUUGUUUAAUAGGAGCUGCGUGUUAUCAACUUUUUUGUUAUUGUAUAUUUUAUUCUUUUAUAUUGUGCUCCCUUUUCGCGCAGCUUUUUGUUCUAUGUUAACUAAUCAUAUAUACACAUUUAUAUAUUUUGUAAAAUUUCAAGAUUUUUAUAUUUUUUACAAAUUAAA
This is a messenger RNA of Saccostrea cuccullata (small rock oyster), 1835 nucleotides long. RefSeq names its product neurogenin-1-like. Gene Ontology annotation, molecular function: E-box binding; DNA-binding transcription factor activity, RNA polymerase II-specific; protein dimerization activity. Gene Ontology annotation, biological process: sensory organ development; positive regulation of transcription by RNA polymerase II; axon development. The transcript has a single exon. Bases 577 to 1161 code for a protein of 194 amino acids. Gene Ontology annotation, cellular component: nucleus. Lineage: Eukaryota; Metazoa; Mollusca; Bivalvia; Ostreida; Ostreidae. The record is from RefSeq and is a predicted model, not a curated record.